This is a messenger RNA of Brassica napus (rape), 2694 nucleotides long. RefSeq lists its product as uncharacterized. Gene Ontology annotation, biological process: telomere maintenance; DNA repair. Gene Ontology annotation, molecular function: DNA helicase activity. Bases 1 to 2694 code for a protein of 897 amino acids. Lineage: Eukaryota; Viridiplantae; Streptophyta; Magnoliopsida; Brassicales; Brassicaceae. The transcript is spliced from 11 exons. The record is from RefSeq and is a predicted model, not a curated record.
AUGACACGACAAACAAAUCUGACUCUUCCAGCAGUGUCUGUAGCAGAUGCACCUCCUGAAGCUACUCAAAGUCCAUUCCAACAAACCAAAACUAAUGAAUUCAUUCCUCCAGCAAGGUUCAUCGUCGAGGACCAUCCUGAAGCUUACAAUGAUCGAUAUGAAAUGGAAAGUGAGUCUGAAAAUGAAAAUGAAGAUGAGGAGAAUCAGACUUACACUACCUAUCCAGCUGGAGAGUCUUUUAUAAACCCAUCACCACAACAUAUCCCACAACAAACUAAUAAUACAGUUACUUCGCCUAUUAUCAUCGGGAUACAAAAAAAUGGUUACUACGACGACGGAGAUCUAGGUUGGAAUUUUCCCGAGCCUGGACAAGCUCCGAAAUUUUCCCAGCUCUAUGUCAUUGAUACUUUAAAUGAGAUAAAAAAUAGACUUGACGCUUAUGCCGGGUCUGACAGAGCUGCUGCUAAGAAACUAAGAGAACCACUUGUUCUUCUUCUGAAGAAUAUGUUAGAUCAGUGUAACCCUCAUGUCAAGGAUUUUAGGUCUGCAAGAGACAGAUUCGACGUGGAAGAAUCAACAGGUUAUAGGAUGAGAUUGAUUGAAAGUCGACAAUCUGAUGGACGGACCCAUAAUCUGCCGACUGCAAAUGUGGAGGCUGCUUUGAUACCUGGAGAUUUUGUUUUAAAUAUGGAGACACGAGAUAUUGUUCUAGAGAGUACAAGUGGAAAGUUGCAAGGGAUAAGUGAAUUACAUCCGGCGUAUUUGCCUCUGCAAUAUCCACUAUUGUUUCCAUAUGGAGAGGAUGGCUUUCGAUUAAAUAUUCCUAUUGGUUUUGAAGAAAGCACUGUGAGAAAACGCAAGAAUAAAAAGCUCCGGUCAAGUAGUUACACUGCAAUCCAGAAAGCAGCUACAAGAGCUGGAGCUAAGAUGGCUGAGCAAGGGAGCCGAAUUUUCAUUCCAGCACCGAGGGAAAAAGUAAUGUACACGAUUGAGUUUCAGAAACAAGGAAUGCCACACGCUCAUAUUCUUGUCUUCAUGGAAAAAGGAUCAAAAUUUCCAACAGCCGAUGAUAUAGAUAAGAUUAUUUCCGCUGAAAUACCAGACAAGACAGUAGAUCCAGACCUGUAUGUAAUCGUUGGGGAUUGUAUGAUGCAUGGUCCUUGCGGUGCAGCAAAGAAGGAUAAUGUAUGUAUGGUUAACGGUAAAUGUUCUAAGAUGUUUCUGAAACCUCUCAACAUCAGGACAUCGAUUGACGCAAAUGGAUUUCCAGCUUACAUGCGUCGGAUUGAUGGUAGGUUCAUUGAGAAAAAUGGAAUCAGAGUAGACAAUGGAUUUGUUGUACCAUACAACAGAGACCUCAUGCUUCGUUAUCGCGCGCAUAUGAAUGUCAAGUGGUGCGUCCAAACACAAGCUGUUAAGUAUCUUUUCAAAUAUAUCCCUAAGGGACCUGAUUAUGCCUCAGCUGCAAUGGAUAAAGAAGAUGAAGAUGGCGUCAUUGACGAAAUCAAAACAUAUUACGACUGCAGAUAUAUUACUGCAUGCGAGUCGCCGUGGCGGAUUCUUGCUUUUCCUACACAUUUUCGUACUACUUCUGUGGAGAAACUUGGCUUUCAUUUUCCGGAUCAGGAACUGAAAUCAGGUACGAGAGAAUGGGUACCACGGAAACGAGGCUUUGCGAUAGGGAGGAUUGCGCAUAUUCAGCCAUCAGGUGAUGAGCUAUAUUUCUUAAGAGUAUUGCUAAAUUGGGUAAGAGGGCCGACAUCAUACGAGGAUAUAAGAACAGUUGAUGGUGUUUUAUAUCCUACAUACGAAGAUGCUUGCUAUGCGUUGGGAUUGAUGGAUGAUGACAAGGAAUUCAUAGAAGCUAUCAAAGAUGCCAGUGACUGUAGUUCUGCCACGCAUGCCAGGAAGCUUUUUGCGAGAAUGUUGGUUUCCAAAUCUUUGUCUCAGCCUCAUUUUGUGUGGGAAGUUACUUGGGAGUAUCUUACCGACGAUAUUCUUUACAAGAAGCGGCGAGAAACUGGACGACCUGAUAUGAACUUGACCAUAGAGCAGAUCAAAAAUAUUGCUCUUACUGAGAUCAAAAAUUAUUUGCUCAGCAAUGGUCGUAGCCUCAAGAAAUGGCCCCACAUGCCAAAGCCAGAAGAUUUUGGCUCUUACAACGGCAAUCGCCUUAUAGAUGAUGAGCUUAAAUAUGUUGUGGAAGAUCAGCUAAAGGAAAAUGAAAGACUUAUGGCGAUGAUAACAGAUGAGCAUAGAGGGGUAUACGAACAGAUUCUGGAUGCAGUUUUAAAUGAUAGCGGUGGAGUGUUCUUUCUUUAUGGUUAUGGAGGCACAGGAAAAACCUUCGUAUACAGAGCACUCUCACCAGCGAUCCGAUCUAGAGGUAUGAUUGUUCUAAAUACCGCAUCAAGUGGAAUUGCAGCAUUGUUGUUGGAAGGAGGUAGAACCGCACAUUCCAGAUUUGGUAUUCCGAUAGAUGCAGACAAUUUCAGUACUUGCAAGAAAAUGGAGCCAGGAUCAGAUCGUGCAGAAUUAGUUAACGUGGCAAAGUUAAUUGUAUGGGAUGAGGUGCCUAUGAUGAGCAGACACUGUUUCGAGACGUUGGAUCGCACAAUGCGUGAUAUUAUAAGAUCUUCUGAAGACAAACCUUUUGGGGGUAAAGUUGUUGUUUUCGGUGGAGAUUUCAGAUAG